AUGAAUACCACCUGCUGCCGGCGAUCGCAAUUCGAAGUAGCACCCACUUCUCCGCUCCCAGUUUCAGUGGUGGGUUCUCGAUUUCUCCUGCCAAUCCCCCACCAAGAACCCUGGAGAACGGGAACUGAUUCCAGGUAUUGCAGAGAGAUUAAAACGACUGGUGGCAGAGGAGAAAGGGUCGUGUGUAGCGGAUGGCUCCCUCCUGUGGAUCCAUGGGCGCCAAACAUUGAUUCACAGAGCAUUGCCCCUCAGCUCUUCGCACUCUCUUUGUUCCCGUACAUUGCUUUCUUGUACUUCCUCACCAAGUCCAAGACUGCUCCAGGGCUCACCCUCUUCGGAUUCUACUUCUUGCUCGCCUUUGUGGGCGCUACAAUUCCAGCAGGAAUUUAUGCAAAAGUGCAGUAUGGAACUUCCUUGUCUAAUGUGGAUUGGCUGCAUGGUGGGGCUGAAUCACUUCUCACCUUAACAAACAUAUUCAUCGUCCUGGGCUUGAGGCAAGCACUAAGGAAUGGGAAAGAAUCAGAGAAGAAGGGCUAUUCGGGUCCUGGUUGGUCUGUCAAAGAGGGAAAAAAGGACGUCUGA
Messenger RNA from Linum trigynum, 582 nucleotides. The record is from the annotation of a GenBank genome assembly. NCBI's taxonomy places the organism in Eukaryota, Viridiplantae, Streptophyta, Magnoliopsida, Malpighiales, Linaceae.